UAUUCAGAACAACCUAUAAUAUAGCUAGCUUACAAUCAGACAACUCAAUGCAUUGUCCAGUCAAAUGUCAUGUCUACAAUCAAUAGAUCUAUUCUCUCUCCGAAGGUGAAGCCAUGUCCUGCUCAGCCUGCCAGUCGACUUCUCUGCGCACAUUUCUCUUCAGCAGCCUACUGCUGUUUGGCUUACUUUGCAUUCUCUUCACAUAUAUGUCUGACUUCAAGUACCCCAAUUUUGGCAUUUACAUGAAGAAAGGCCGUCAAUUCUGUCCGACAUUUCUGUGCGCAGAGAGAGAACAGACCCAGGACCCAAACAACAACAGUUCUGCAGAGCUGCACAUUAACCCACAACCCAGCGACACCCAGAAGAUCCAGGCAGCAGCAGUGGACGCUGAGCCCGACACUAUAGUAUUGAUCUGGAAGUUUCCAUUUGGCCAAAAACAUGAUAUGAACUGCAGUAUUUUCAAUAUUGUAAAAUGCCGCUUGACAGCUGACAAGACACUAUACCCUAAGGCCCACGGGGUUCUCUUCCACCACAGGGAUCUAGGAGGCAUGCCGACAGAACCGCGUCCCUAUUUUCAGAAAUGGGUGUGGUUCAAUAUGGAGUCACCUGCACACACAACUCCAAACCCUAAACUUAAUGACGUAUUCAACUUAACAUGCAAUUAUCGCCUCAAUUCAAAUAUUCCAGUGCCUUAUGGGUCUCUGGUGCCAGUGAUGUCACAAGAUAAAAGUUUCAAAUUGCCAGCAAAGGACAAGUUGGUGUGUUGGAUCGUGAGCAACUGGAACCCGGGGUCAAAGAGAGUUCAGUUCUACAAUGAACUGAAGAAACACAUCAACAUUCAUACUUAUGGAAGAGCCUUUGGCCAUCGUCCAAGUGACGAAGGCUAUAUAGAGAUAGUUUCUAGUUGUAAAUUCUACCUCUCCUUUGAAAACUCUAUCUACAAAGACUACAUCACAGAGAAGGUAUACAGACCUAUGAUGUUGGGAACUGUACCAGUAGCUCUGGGCCCUCAAAGACAAAACUAUGAGGACCAUAUCACACCUGAUUCUUUCAUUCAUGUCGAUGACUUUUCCACUCCAAAGGAGCUGGCAGAGCAGCUACUUUACCUUGACCAAAAUCAUACAGAAUACAUGAGAUACUUUAGCUGGACAAGCAGGUAUAAAGUUAAAUCGACUAAGUUUGGAAGUGAACAUGCUUGCCAAACUUGUAAAUACUUACAAAACCACAAGGAGUACCAAGUUGUUCGUAAUCUUAACGAAUGGUUCUGGGGUUAACAUGUUGUCAUCACUCACAUCGAAAUUCUACAUAUUGUGUCUUUAAUUCACUUCUUUGCUGAAGGUGUCAUAAUGCACUCAACUGUUACAUUUCUAAGAAGUUACAGAAAGUCUGUAGUGAUAAUAAUCUUGGAUUCUGUGGUUUGUAGCUUCAC
Messenger RNA from Sebastes umbrosus (honeycomb rockfish), 1429 nucleotides. Its product is annotated as 4-galactosyl-N-acetylglucosaminide 3-alpha-L-fucosyltransferase 9-like. The record is from RefSeq and is a predicted model, not a curated record. The transcript has a single exon. Gene Ontology annotation, cellular component: membrane. Gene Ontology annotation, molecular function: alpha-(1->3)-fucosyltransferase activity. The coding region runs from base 114 to 1274 and encodes 386 amino acids. NCBI's taxonomy places the organism in Eukaryota, Metazoa, Chordata, Actinopteri, Perciformes, Sebastidae.